This is a messenger RNA of Fusarium keratoplasticum, 1632 nucleotides long. RefSeq names its product GMC-OxRdtase-N domain-containing protein. Gene Ontology annotation, molecular function: flavin adenine dinucleotide binding; oxidoreductase activity, acting on CH-OH group of donors. The transcript has a single exon. The coding region runs from base 1 to 1632 and encodes 543 amino acids. NCBI's taxonomy places the organism in Eukaryota, Fungi, Ascomycota, Sordariomycetes, Hypocreales, Nectriaceae. The record is from RefSeq and is a predicted model, not a curated record.
AUGACGACCCAGGUUCUUCCCGCUUCCGCCAGCUCGGCCUACGACUACAUCAUUGUCGGCGGCGGCACGGCUGGUUGCGUCCUCGCUUCUCGCCUCUCCUCCUACCUCCCCGAGCGCAAGGUUCUCAUGAUCGAGGCUGGCCCCUCCGACUUCAACCUCAGCAACGUCCUCAACCUCCGAGAGUGGCUCAGCCUCCUCGGCGGUGACCUCGACUACGACUAUGGCACAACCGAGCAGCCCAAUGGCAACAGCCACAUUCGGCACUCUCGCGCCAAGGUCCUUGGUGGUUGCUCUUCUCACAACACCCUGAUCUCUUUCCGUCCCUUCCGUCAUGACAUGGAGCGAUGGGUUGCUCAGGGCUGCAAGGGCUGGGACUUUGAGAACGUGAUGCGCCAUGUUGACAACCUCCGCAACCAGCUGAACCCCGUCCACCCUCGUCACCGUAACCAGCUGACCAAGGACUGGGUCAAGGCCUGCUCCGAGGCCAUGGGCAUUCCCGUCAUCCACGACUUCAACCACGAGAUCAGCGAGAAGGGUCAAUUGACCCAGGGCGCUGGCUUCUUCUCCGUCUCCUACAACCCCGACACCGGCCGUCGCAGCAGCGCCUCGGUCGCCUACAUCCACCCUAUCCUCCGCGGUGACGAGCGACGACCUAACCUGACUGUGCUUACUGAGGCCCACGUCUCCAAGGUUUUCGUCGAGAACGACGUCGCUACCGGUAUCGCUGUUACUCUCAAGUCCGGCGAGAAGCACGUCCUCCAUGCCCGCAAGGAGACCAUCCUGGCUGCUGGCGCUGUUGACACUCCUCGCCUGCUCCUUCACUCUGGUAUUGGCCCCAAGGCCCAGCUGGAGGGUCUUGGUAUCCCUGUUGUCAAGGACAUUCCUGGUGUCGGCGAGAACCUCCUCGACCACCCCGAGACCAUCAUCAUGUGGGAGCUCAACAAGCCCGUUCCUGCUAACCAGACCACCAUGGACUCGGACGCCGGUAUCUUCCUCCGACGAGAGCCCACCAACGCUGCUGGCAACGACGGCGAUGCUGCUGAUGUCAUGAUGCACUGCUACCAGAUCCCCUUCACUCUCAACACCGAGCGACUCGGAUACCCCGUCAUCAAGGAUGGUUACGCCUUCUGCAUGACCCCCAACAUCCCUCGUCCCCGCUCCCGCGGCCGUAUCUACCUGACUUCGGCCGACCCUACCGUCAAGCCCGCCCUUGACUUCCGCUACUUCACCGACCCCGAGGGAUAUGAUGCUGCUACCCUGGUCCACGGUAUCAAGGCUGCUCGCAAGAUCGCUCAGCAGAGCCCCUUCAAGGAGUGGCUCAAGCAGGAGGUCGCCCCUGGCCCCAAGGCUCAGACUGAUGAGGAGAUCAGCGAGUAUGCUCGCCGCGUCGCCCACACUGUCUACCACCCCGCUGGUACCACCAAGAUGGGUGAUAUCGAGCGCGACGAGAUGGCCGUCGUUGACCCCGAGCUCAAGGUUCGCGGCAUCGGCAAGCUGCGCAUCGUUGAUGCCGGUAUCUUCCCUGAGAUGACCACUAUCAACCCCAUGGUGACCGUGCUCGCCAUUGGUGAGCGGGCUGCCGAGCUCAUUGCUGCCGAGGAGGGCUGGAAGCCCAAGCACGCCCGCCUCUAA